Enterospora canceri is the source of this 1224-nucleotide messenger RNA. NCBI's taxonomy places the organism in Eukaryota, Fungi, Microsporidia, Enterocytozoonidae. The record is from the annotation of a GenBank genome assembly.
AUGAAAUUUGUAUUUAUAUUAUUCAUUUUGACAAGUGUGCAACUUCAAAUAGCUUACUAUGUAAGUGUUCACUAUAAGGACGUAUUGGAACAGAACAUACUAAGGCAUCUGACUGAAGCAGAACAUCUUAAUGGAUAUGAAUUUAUGACCACUAAGAUUCAAUACAUUCUGAAGGUUGGUAAAGAAUUGUAUGUAGUACGAACUACGUUGCAGUGUAGAGUUGAAACAAGUGGUACGACACUACCGUACAGUGAAGAGCAGUCAGGAGAAACUAUUGAAAAGGAAAAAAUAUCAAAUGAAAUGGUUGAAGUAACAAGCAGGUUGAUUGGGGUUAAGUUUGGAUCAGAUAGGGUAUUUAGGAGACUCUGUAUUCAGUUUACGGCAGAGGAUACUGUAAAUGACCAUCAGCUGAAAACAUCAUUUACAUACAAUAUUAGAAUGGCCAAAUUGAUGUUAUGUGAUGUUGAUAAGAAUAGUAGCUGGUAUGAAACAACGAUAAAUAUAUAUGAUUUGGAUAUAGCAAAAUACAAAAGAAGAAGAAAAGCGCAGACUUCGCGUCUGUUUAGAGGCGUGGUUAAUGUUAUUUAUUCGAUGAUCAGGUUAUUGUAUGAAGAUGAUCCAGAAGAAGGCACAUCAGGAGUAGAACGGAGAAGGAGCGAUGAUGAAUCAGGAACAGAAGUUAAAGUGCCUAAGAGUGCGAUGAAACCAGGAUCAUUCACAGGUAAGAAGUGUAUUAAGGGGAAAUCAGCUAAGAAAAAGAGAGGAAAGAAGCGGAGUGUUCGAUUUAAGGAGGAAGCAACUGUUCAUUUAUAUGCGAGCACAAGAAAAAGAAGAUGUGAGAGUAGUGAACCAACAAAAGAGCAUGUACGUAAAUUUGGUGAAGAAGGUACGAAAAGAUACAAGAAAGCAGCAAGUGAAGUGACAACAUUGGUCUCACAAUACGAAGGAGAUGAAGAAUUUCCAAAAUUUGAGAAAACUGAGCCAACUAAGGCAGGAAGUGAUGCUGAUCUUGGAAGCAAAACAGUUGCAAUAUUCCCAAGGUGUAUUCUGGAGAAAAACGAGACAUUUCAUGAACCAGAUAAUGGUGAAGAUGAUUCAUCAGAUAUUAAGCCAGCGAAAUUCAUUGUAGAGAAAUAUGUGGAAGCAGAAGAAGAUGGUUCUAGUGAUGCGGAUACAGUCAUACUAGAUCCAUCAGAUGAAGCAUCUGGAUCUGGUAAUAAUUGA